AUGGCCGCCGUCGAGGCCACGCUGCAGUCCAAUGGCCAUGCGGACGGCGCGCGACCUCCGCUCUCGGUCGCUCUGCACGUUCCCACCUCGGCAGUCGACCAGGUCAACUCGGUCCAGGGCGGCUCGGCGCCUCUGUCGGGCAAUCCGAACCGACGCUCCCACAUUCAGCAGAACGUCCAGGCACUUCCCACGCUGCCAGAAGCAUCGCAUGCGAAUGCGCUCAACACCGCCACAGGUCCGGCGCCAGCCGCGCUUGGUCUCACCGUCGACCUUGAUCCCACCACCUCGGCUGCCCUCAAUGGCCUCAGCCCGGCACAGAAGACGCUGACGCUCUCGCGCUCCCAGGGCUACGACGCCAUUAUCUUGGAACUCGCCAACGAGCGUUGGAAGGAUCGCUGGGAGCGACUCUGCCUAGCCAAUCCAGCAGACCUUCCAUCCGCAUCCGGCUCCUCCGCUACACCCUCGCCUCUGACUGCAGUGCAGAUGUCCUCCGGCGGCGCCAUGCUCGCCCGCAGCAGCAGCCGUCAGGGACUCAACAGCUUCACGCCCGGCGGUGUCCGGCAGUCCCCCUCUCCCGCUGUCAGCAGCGCCGGUCAAUCGCCGUUUGGCAGCAUCGCGCGCGAGGCAGAGGAAUGGCGCAAGGCACCCGCCUUCAAGCGGUCCGAAGUGAACCUCACCAAGCUCGAAGAGACCGAGGGCGUCAUCGCGCUCGCUAGCCAAUGGAUCGAGCUCGACUCGCCCGACGAAGGCGUGCGUCUCGAUUGCGAGCUGGCGCUGCGACAGGAGCUCGCCUACGCCUCCUACCUCGGCAUCUCGAACGUCGUCAUCCCACCGCCCUCAUCCGACCCGGCCCGCAAACCUUUCCUCGCGGACUAUGCGCGCGCAAUCAACUCAUGCCUAGCCAGCGGUAGCGCCGAGACCGCACCGGCUGGAUCGUGGAUGACGCUCACCAUCCAGUUGCCCGUAUCGUCGCCCUACCAGCUCAACAAGAUCCUCCAGCGUCAGAACGGCAAGAACGGCUUCGGCCUCACCGCAUCCACCACGGCGGGCAGCAACGCCUCGGCGAGCUCGCAGGCGUCGCACGCCAGCGCCACCUCGUCCGCCGCACUCCUCCGAGCCGAGGACGACUGGGCCUGGGAAACCUGGGAGCAGAUCCGCCAGCUGUGCGCGUACACCACGCGCCUCCAGAUCGCGCUCGAUCUCGGCAGCCCGCUGCCGGGUCCGAGCAUUCUGGCUCGCUGGAUGGCCGAGCCAGUCAGCAUGCUGUGGGUGCCAAGCGUCUCGUACCUGGCCAAUGCGAAGGGCUUCCCAGUGCUGUCCAAGGCGUCGCAGUCGUUCUUCCGAACCAUGUUCAAGAAGAAUCCCACCGUCGUGCUGAGUGGCGUGCAGAGUCCGCCGCCGACGCACUCGCGCGGCGGACCGCUGGCGUACCUUCAGUAUCUGCGACAUCUCGAGAAGGCGGCACCACCGGAUGGAGCCGUCGACUCGUUUGCGCGUGGCUACACCGACUGGCUUCAGGCACCGCUCCAGCCGCUGAUGGACAAUCUCGAGGGGACAACGUACGAGGUGUUUGAACGCGAUCCGGUCAAGUACGCGCUGUACGAAGAGGCCGUGUACAAGGCGCUGCUCGACCGACCUGCCUCGGCGAGCACGCUGAUCUGGGUAUGCGGCGCGGGCAGAGGCCCGCUGGUGGAUCGGUGCUUGAAUGCAGCGGACCGAGCGGGAAGAUCGGUCAAGCUCGUGGCGCUCGAGAAGAAUCCGAACGCGCUCGUCACGUUGCAGGAGCGUCAGGCGCUCGAGUGGGGCGAUCAGGUCCGUGUCCAGUAUGGCGACAUGCGCCGACACGCUGUGCCGCCCAGCAUGGCAGACCGGCCCGAUAUCGUGGUCAGCGAGUUGCUCGGCAGCUUUGGCGACAACGAGCUUUCGCCAGAGUGUCUCGAUGGUGCGAUGCGCUUCCUCAAGCCCAAUGGCAUUUCCAUUCCUUCGUCGUACACGGCGUUCUUGUCGCCGCUCUCGUCGGCCAAGCUGCACACCGAGGUGCUGAACGGAUCCAACGCGGCGCUGGCGUCGGCAGUACAGAAGGCGGCGGAGACGCCGUACGUGGUGCUGUUCCAGAACGUGGCCUUGUUGGCAGCCCGCGGCGGCCGAUUGAACUCGGAGCAGGUCCAGGAGUCGUGGACCUUCGAACACCGACCCUCUGCGGUCACUCCGCUGGUUUACGACGAGCAAGGGCUGCCCGCAUCGAACGGACACAACAUCCGCUCGGCCAAGCACACAUUCCACAUCCCGCAGGCAGGCACGUGCCACGGUUUGGCGGGCUACUUUGAAGCGCAUCUCUACGACAAUGUGGUGCUCAGCAUCCACCCGGACCCGGUCAGGGGGUCGAAAGACAUGCUGAGUUGGUUCCCGAUCUUCUUCCCCUUUAGAGAGCCGCUCUACCUGCCCGCCAAUGCCGAACUGGACGUGCACAUGUGGCGCAUGACGGCCAGCGACCGCGUUUGGUACGAGUGGAGCGCCGAGGUGUUUUUGCCCAUCCCGACUGCCGUGGAUGCGGCAAAACAGAGGCCCGUAUCGCUGGAUGCAAGCUCCUCGAUCGGCAGCACGAGCACCGCAGCAGACCAGCACUUUGCCAACGCGCCCAACACGCCCAGGAUACCAAGCCUGAGCCUGCCCAACGGGCCGGACGCCUUACAGCCCAGCCCGAUGCAGACCUCGACCAGAGCCAAAAUCAACAUGACCCGACUGCACAAUCCCGGCGGCCGCAGUUCAUGGAUCGGUCUCUAG
Moesziomyces aphidis is the source of this 2784-nucleotide messenger RNA. The record is from the annotation of a GenBank genome assembly. NCBI's taxonomy places the organism in Eukaryota, Fungi, Basidiomycota, Ustilaginomycetes, Ustilaginales, Ustilaginaceae.